Molecule: messenger RNA, 7428 nt
Organism: Apus apus (common swift)
Lineage: Eukaryota; Metazoa; Chordata; Aves; Apodiformes; Apodidae
Gene: APPBP2
Product: amyloid beta precursor protein binding protein 2
Exons: 13
Coding region: 20-1780 (586 amino acids)
Biological process (GO): intracellular protein transport
Molecular function (GO): protein binding
Source: RefSeq, a predicted model, not a curated record
GCGGCUCCGCACACCCAAGAUGGCGGCGGUGGAGCUGGAGUGGGUGCCCGAGACGCUCUAUAACACGGCGAUCUCGGCCGUGGUGGAUAGCUACGGGCGGGCCCGGCGCCGGGACAUCCGCUCGCUGCCCGAGAACAUCCAGUUCGACGUUUACUACAAGCUUUACCAACAGGGCCGCUUAUGCCAGCUGGGUAGUGAAUUUUGUGAGCUAGAAGUUUUUGCAAAGGUGCUACGAGCUUUAGAUAAAAGACAUCUGCUUCAUCACUGUUUUCAGGCUUUGAUGGACCAUGGAGUAAAAGUUGCUUCUGUACUGGCCUAUUCUUUCAGCAGACGGUGCUCCUACAUAGCAGAGUCAGAUGCUGCUGUGAAAGAAAAAGCAAUCCAGAUUGGUUUUGUUUUAGGGGGUUUCCUCUCAGAUGCAGGCUGGUACAGUGAUGCUGAGAAGGUGUUUCUUUCCUGCCUUCAGUUGUGUACCCUCCACGAUGAAAUCCUUCAUUGGUUUCGUGCUGUGGAAUGUUGUGUAAGGUUGCUGCACGUUCGAAAUGGGAACUGUAAAUAUCACUUGGGAGAAGAAACGUUCAAACUGGCUCAGUCUUACAUGGACAAACUCGCAAAGCACGGUCAGCAAGCAAACAAAGCGGCGCUCUACGGGGAGCUGUGUGCACUGCUCUUUGCCAAGAGCCACUACGAUGAGGCUUAUAAAUGGUGUAUAGAAGCUAUGAAGGAGAUCACGGUUGGCCUGCCUGUAAAAGUAGUAGUGGAUGUUUUACGACAAGCUUCAAAGGCUUGUGUUGUAAAACGUGAAUUUAAGAAGGCUGAACAGCUGAUAAAACAUGCAGUCUACCUUGCCCGGGAGCAUUUUGGAGCCAAGCACCCCAAAUAUUCUGACACGCUACUAGAUUAUGGAUUUUACUUGCUCAACGUAGACAAUAUAUGCCAGUCUGUUGCAAUCUAUCAGACAGCUCUUGAUAUCCGGCAGUCGGUAUUUGGAGGUAAAAACAUACAUGUAGCUACAGCCCAUGAAGACCUGGCUUAUUCCUCCUAUGUUCACCAGUACAGCUCUGGAAAAUUUGACAAUGCUCUAUUCCAUGCUGAACGUGCUAUUGGCAUUAUAACUCACAUCCUCCCAGAAGACCAUCUUCUCUUGGCAUCUUCAAAGAGAGUUAAAGCACUUAUCCUGGAGGAGAUUGCAAUAGACUGUCACAACAAGGAGACUGAGCAGAGGUUACUUCAAGAAGCUCACGACUUGCAUCUCUCCUCACUCCAAUUAGCUAAAAAAGCCUUUGGGGAGUUUAAUGUACAAACAGCAAAACACUAUGGCAACCUUGGGAGACUGUAUCAGUCCAUGAGAAAGUUUAAGGAAGCAGAAGAAAUGCACAUCAAGGCAAUUCAGAUUAAGGAGCAGCUUCUGGGUCAAGAAGAUUAUGAAGUUGCCCUGUCAGUGGGUCAUCUAGCUUCUCUUUAUAACUAUGAUAUGAAUCAAUAUGAAAAUGCUGAAAAGCUUUAUUUGAGAUCCAUAGCAAUUGGAAAGAAGCUUUUUGGUGAAGGAUACAGUGGACUUGAAUAUGAUUACAGAGGUCUCAUUAAACUGUACAAUUCCAUUGGCAAUUAUGAGAAAGUUUUUGAAUACCACAAUAUUUUGGCCAAUUGGAACCGGUUGCGGGAUCGGCAGUUCUCCGUCACAGAUGCUCUGGAGGACGUAAGCACCAGCCCUCAAUCCACUGAAGAAGUGGUCCAGUCUUUUCUGAUGUCUCAGAACAUUGAUGGACAGAGUAGCUAAGAACUUGGUCAAUUAACCAGUUAAGGUUUUUUUUCCCCAGGUUACAGGGGGAAAAGUCAUACUGUGAAAUCUAAACCAUGUAGUUCUCUGGGGGCUGGAAUUUGCAUUGAAACACUGGUCCAGUCUACUGAAGAGUGCCCAUAAGGAUGAAUGUGUGUUAAAUCCUUAUCAGCAUGUGUAUGGCAUGUUUAGUUCGGCUCACAUUUUUAACUUGGUAUUCGUGAAAACCCCUUCUUUCUCUUUUUCAAAAGAAGCUACUUUGCAGAAAGUCUGCAAGAAAACAUUAAAUAAAACUGUUUGAGUUCAAAAGAGUUGCAUUCUUGUUCUGAAUGGAAGGUUUCUUCAAGAGCUUUCUUCUGAUACAUAGAAAGAAUAAAUGCUGAACUAUGAGAAGUGACAUGAGAAGGAGGUUUCUCCUGUGCGCAUUGUAGCAAAGUAAAUUGCAAAGAUCAAGAAAAGGGGGAAUGUUCCAGCCUUGGCUGCUGCCUUAUGAAGUGAAGUGGCAAAUAACCACUUUGGAGAGCAACAUACUCUUUGUGAACCACCAUAGGUUGUUAAGGAAGUAACGACCGUAGGUUGUUGCUAAGAUCCUGAACUGGACCAGUGUUCAUCUGUGAGAGAAGAUCCAGUAGACCAGCAAUCUUAGUGUUCUUUGGUACCAACCAAGAGUGCUAAUCUUCUGAACAGGACCAGGAAAAUCAAAAGUGGACCAGCCUACUAGAAACAGUUUUUGGACCAGUGGCUUUAAUUUAAUAUUUCUUCCCCUGCAUUCACUUUUACAGUAGAAUCCUUUCAUUUAGAUGUAUGAUCAGUGCAAAAUGAUAUUCAUGUAAUAGAUACAAAACUAGGAAGUGAACGUUCUUUAGUGGUUGCAAUGGCAUGUCUGUACCUAGUGAGCUUAUACAGCUGUUAGUGUUGAUGCCACAAGCAAAAACUAGAAGCGCUUUAACUCUUUGCUGCAGCCAUCUUCUUUUCCUUUUGGAAUGGGCUUACUCUUAAGAAUUGAGGCAGUAACUUGUUUAUACCAGUUAAUAGUUUUGUAUUACAAUCCAGUUCAAUUUUAUGUUUCUGGAGAACACAACUUAUUGUACAGUUUGCAGGGGUCAGUGGAAAAAUGCCAAAAAGCACAACAGGUCUUUUUUGUGACGCUUCAUUUCUACAUUAAAACAAUAGUGCAACCAGAAACUGAUUCCUUUAUAUUAAUUUGAAAAGCAGAAGUCAGCUGUAAAGAUCCUUUAAUAAUGCCUAUCUCACUAGCUUGUCUUAAUUUUUCUUCUGUUGCGGGGGCUGCUUGGUUGUGUGGUGUUUUGUUUGUGUUUGUUUUUUUUUGUUUGGGUGUUUUUGGUUUUAAUAUAUUAUUUUUUUUUAAUGUUGAGGUAAUACUCAUUGGAAAGUCUGUGUAACAUAGCAAACUAGAAACAACUCACUGCUGUUACCUCAGUUUUAUGGCAGCACAAACGGUGCUCUUGUUAGGAUUCUGUCAGUUUUUUGGGUUUUCUCCCUUCACCCCCUAUUUUCAGGGGUUUAACUUGGCCAUGGAAGGUCAGUCCAAGCUGAGGCUCAGUGAGCCCUGUUCCUACAGGAAUUGGACUGGAUGGUUUGUUUAGGGUCUGGUUUUUAAUUUGUUUCUUGAGUUUGGGACAGGGAAAGCUGCUUGUUGGUCUUCAAGAAAGAGUGCAGAGAAGAACUAGAAAUUUCAGACAAGACUUCUUGGGCUUGAUGGCUCUUUUAAGAACUGAAAUUUUGCAGGCCAAUAGUUCAUAUACUGGUGCCUUCAAGUAACUUUCUGGAGGAAAGACUGAAUAAUAUCAACUUGAAAAUGCAGUUGUGUACUUAGUGAAUGCAGAUGGAAUGAUUGCGUACUUGGAAUAUCUUUACUGAUGUGAGAAGUAUUUGCAUUAAAAGCCCCUGUGGUGUUAAGGCUUAGACUGCAGUAUAUUCUCAAGGUCUGUUCAGUGAAAAGCCAACUUAAAAUGGUGUGGUUUUAAAAUCUUUAUUUAUUUGUAGCAAUUUUUGUUAAUGAUUGCUUUUAGGUACUACAAAUUCAGCUAUCUACAAGGCAAAAUGUGUUUAUCCCCGAAUGUCCAUACAGCAGGACACUGAACUACAAAGUUGUUACCAAUCCUUUUUGGACGUACUAUUAAAACUGUUUAAAAUUAAAUUAAAUAUGUAGUGUUAGUGUCAGAACUUAGGGAAGGUGUGCUUAAAGUUGUUCUAGAGAAGCUGUAAUUUCUGUACUGCAGAAGUUAAGAGCUUCAAACUGGAUGUAUGAGUUUACACAUGGAUUAUUUGGAGACCAUUUCUUUGUUCAGGGUUUCCAGUCUUGGGUCUUCAUUUCCAGCUUUUGACUAAUGAAUCUCAAAGAUCUCAAGUUGUUGUGUCUGGGAUGAGGAGCAUUGUUUGACUGAUACCAGUCAAAGUGGUGCACAUGAACCACUGCUGUCACUUCAGCUCUGGUUUGUGUGUCAUGGUUUGCCUUCAAGCUGGGGCAACCAGGAGAGCUUCCAACACGGGGCAGGUUAGGCAGGUGUCACACUUCUGUCUUCUAACCAAAUGCAUUGGUUCAGUUUGUUUAAUCAGUAGCUUUGUUCUUAGAUCUUGCUGGCUGGAUGUACUGUUCCUUCUUUACUAAAGCUACUUCACCAGCAUGUUGUAUCUUUUGGUGCUUUGGCUUGUCUAGAAGGAAUUAAAAGUCCUAAAAGUUACCCAGAGUUCUCUUUGAUAUAGGACUUUGGCCAAGAAGCGUGACUUGGCAAUGGAGCAGUUGCAAUGAUCCUUGCAGGACUAGCAGCAUGCUUUCCAUGUGACAGAAUCAAACCUGAACUUGACUCGUGGGUUGAACUUCUCCUUGUAGCAUCUCCACAACUCCAGUCACACCAAGGCACGUAAACUCAGGAGAAAGGUAGCUGUGGCUGAUGGCUGAAGUUGUUAAAGCACAGGAAGUAUGUAGAACUACUUUGCAGCUGCCCACAAAGUGCUCUGUUGCCUGCUCUGCAUGCCCUAGCUUGGAACCUUCACCUAAUGCUGCCCUUGCUGCAGAUGUAAUCUUUUUUCUCUGUGUAAUAACAGAAACCUUUUCUAGCUUUUGGUUCUGUAUCUCAUAAAUUGAGUUCUUGGAAGAUGUCUGUGUUGGCAUCUGGAGGCUAUUUGAGAUAUUGUGGUUUUAGUUGUUAAUUACUGUUACUGUCUCUGCUGUUACAGUUUGUUGUUUGAUGUUUUUGGAAAAGUAGGAGCCCAACUGACGACCUCAGAGGAAGGUAAAUGAUUGUGUUCCUCCAUGCCAGUGUGGUUGGAGUAGCUCUGGUAGUGUUACUUCAAUAUUCCACACCUUCUGCAGCAGACAGAGCUGGAGAAGCAGAGGUGCAGUCCCCAACGUUCUCCAUGCUCUGUGCUUUCCCAGUGCAGAACUUGCCAACAAACCCUGCGCCUCCCUUGCUCCCCUCAGAGGCAGAAUGGGGGGAUUCCCUCCUGUCCUUCCCCAGGGCAGGUUUUCCAUGUGCACCUGAAAGUAAGUACUGGGGAGGGGGCUGAACAUAAGCCUGGCAUGUUGGGAGGGCUCAUCCCCCUAUGACUCAAGUAGCCAACUGUGAAACACUAGAUAAAGUUCAUUAAUUAUUGGCAUUUGCUAGAUGCACAGUGCACCUCCCACUGGCUGAGCAGGUGCUGUUUGGUGCUGGCAUUAAAGGGGGAGACCUGGGAGUGGAAAUCCAGGGAAAUGCAUCUUCUGAGUUUUUCUUGAAGGUAAGUAAUUUAAUCACAGCAGAGGAACGGGAUGCAAGCCGUGAGGACAGGUGUCACCUUCAGGAAAAUUAUUGUAACUGUUGUUUCAGUUAAACCCAUAGUAUUUUAUUUUCAGCAUAAUGUUGUUUGAAUCAGUAAUUUGUGUGUCCUGUUUUCUGUGAACGCUGCAGUUGGUAACAAGAGUGUGGAAGGUGAUGUCAGGAUUCCUCCUUGGUGUUCUUAGGACGUGGGCUGUUUGGGAUGACUUGUUAUGGAAGGGGGAAAGUACACAAAGAUUAAGAGCUGAAAAAAGGGGAAAAUUGCAGAAAGAUAUUUGGAAAUAAAUAUAUCCCUCGGCUACUUGAAGUAAAACAGCUGGUAACUAUUUGGCCCCAAACAGUUGUUUGGUCACGUUUAUAGGAUGAUAUUAAUUACAACCAGUACGUGUCUGCCUUGGUGUCCUAGUCUUCAUGUGCACUCUGUGUCCAUACCUAUUGUCUAAGACUUUUAUUUUCUUCUUGCACACAGGUUUUGUUAAAUAAUUUGAAGGGGUUUUGUUGUUGAAUUCUAACUUAUUAGGACAACAAUGUUCUUUUGUAACUUUAAAAAUGAAGUUAUUAUUUCAACAUGCUGCAGUCUGAAAUCUGCUAAAGGUGCCAUUGUGCUGCUUUUCAUGGUACAAAAAAAAUGCACAUUUACCUUGAUUUCCUUUUUAUAGUCCUACGUGUUGGUAGAGCACAAAAAGGAAAAUGCAUCGUGCCUAGAACAUGGUUGAACUUCACUUGAUUUGUGUUGAUCUGGUUUGACUUUGCAGGCUAUAGCAGCAAAUAGCGUGGGGAGAUGUUGCUGUUAAUAAACAGGGGUCCUUCCCCCUGUGGCCUGGGCAGAAACCUUCUUUUCCCUAAAUGUCAUUAUUUCCCUUUUUUUUUUUCCUUAUGUUUUAUAAAUUACUGGCCAAAUAUUAGUUGCAAACCUGACUCUUUAGUUGAGGCUGUUUCCAUGUUGGACACGACUGGCCUGUUGUACCUUGUGUUUCUUGGCCUUGUGAGGUUUUCUGUGAGAAGCAGGGAAGACAUUUCCUCUAUGUAGAAAUGAACUAAACUUCGUACAAAAAAUUGGCAGCACUGGUGAUGCUUUUGUCCCUAAAUCUCAGGAAUGUUUUAGGCAGUGAAACAGGUUUCCCUUCAGUGAUAUCAAGGUGCGUGCUCUAGGGUCUUGUUGAACAAUAUUCCAUUGCAAUCCUAGGUAUCUAUAGCAUGAGUGGCCUUAGUGAGUUUGUUGAAGUGCACAUUUUUUUCUUUUCCUCGAAACUAAAUUUUAAGAUGAAAAAAUAAAAUAUAUAUACUAUAUAAAUAUAUAGAGAUAUUUAGAAACUUGGUUUGUGGUGCACAAGUUCAGUGUUGGAUCGCUAAAUAAUUGUCACAGGUACCAUAUGUGUAACUUUUUUCUUUUAUGUAUAUUCCUUUAUGGGAAGCAAUGUUGCCAUGGUAACUACAACUUUACAAUUUCUUUACUACUUAAUGAUGUGAAUGAACUCUACAUUUUAUUGAAUAUUACCAGGUUCAGUACUAUUUUUAUACUUUAUUGAACUACAGGGGAUUUUAAUUUAAUAGCAUUUAAAAAAAAAAAAAAAGUUGCUUGAACUGUAUAACUGUAUAAAUCAAACGACUUACACAAAAACCACCUCUAAACCAGAAUCUCUACCUGUAGUGCCACGUUCAUUUAUAUGAGAGUAUCUUGAUCAUUACUAGACUUUGAUGACCACCCUACUUGUCAAGACUAAGUUUCUUAUUCUACUUCUCACAGACUGCAGUGCCCGACAUUAUUUGUAACCAUCAAACCAUACUAUGUUUGUAACCAGCAUUGUGAUAUUCUGUAACUGUAUUGCUAAAAUGAAAUAUUGACCUAAUAAAUAUAGUGUUCCCGCA